This is a messenger RNA of Dipodomys spectabilis (banner-tailed kangaroo rat), 4659 nucleotides long. It is a transcript of the gene Ubtd2, whose product is annotated as ubiquitin domain containing 2. Gene Ontology annotation, molecular function: protein binding. Lineage: Eukaryota; Metazoa; Chordata; Mammalia; Rodentia; Heteromyidae. The transcript has 3 exons. The coding region runs from base 1690 to 2418 and encodes 242 amino acids. The record is from RefSeq and is a predicted model, not a curated record.
AAAGGAUUACCUACAGUGUGAGUCAUUGGUGUCUGACUUCUACCUUCAUGUCUUUUUUUUUCACAUAAGCAUUCAAGAGGAACCAAGCAGUUUCUCUGACAAGUUGCUGCAGCCCGUAAAUAUGUCACUUUUUAUCAACAUAAUCUUUUCAGCUAAUGAAUUUUAUCGCUCACAGCUCUACCUUUCACGGAACACCAAAACAUAAACAGUUCAGCCAGGUUCUUUGCCACUGUAUUCCUUUCCUCCAUUACCUCAUCAGAAUGGUCUUCAUUCGUGUUUCUAACAAUAUUCUUUUUACAGUGAUUUCUGUAUUCUGUAAGAAGAUAGGGGCUUUCUUUCCAACUUUACUCUUCCUUAAGAGAACACAGCAGAACUCUGCUGUAGCUUGGAUCUUGAGAGUGUCCCACAGAGUCUUUUGUGAUUUUUCUUGGGGGGUGGAGGGAGAUAGGGAAGGGUGGAGCCUUUAAGUGGGAAGGUCUAGUGAGAAAUCUUAAGGGUGUUCAGGGCCUGGUGUUGAAAGGGAUAAUGGGACCCAGGCCCACACAUUCCCUCUUUAUCCAGAUAUAACCAGUUUGCUCUAUCAGGCCCUCCCACUAUGAGGUACUGCUUACUCUGGCCCAAAUUACCAGGGCCAGUAAAUCACAGGUUGAAGCCUUCAAAAUUGUGAGCCAAAAAAAGACCUUUUCACUGUUGGAUGGGUGAUUGCUCCCUCAUUUUCCCAGCCUGUACCCAUUAUGUAGUCACUUCCACCUUUCUUGGUAUUUGUUAUAUCAGUACCCUACUACUUGGUACCAGUAUUCACUUUUGUAAGAUCAGGUUGCUGUAAUAGAAUAUUGCAGACUGGAUGACAGAAACUUAAUUCUCACGAUUCUGAAAGCUGUUGUGUCCUAAUACCAAGGGGAGAGCUGGUUUGAUGUCCAUAGAGAGCCCUUUUUGAGUACUCCUGACUGUUUUCUCUGUGUGUCCUCACAUGGGUAAGAUCAUUUUUUUUCUCCUGUCUCCUUAUAUAAGGGCACUAAAUUUUACUUACAAUGGAGUAGUGGCUAGGUUGUGUAUUAUUUUCUUUACCAGAUUAGAGAGGUGUGGCUUAGUCGUCAAACAUUCUGUUUGAAUCCUCAGAACACUACUGUAACUAUGAGCUUUUACUUGUGGCAAUCCCUAAAAGAAUACCAGUCCCCACUUCUUUAGAUGAAUGUAGAAGCAGUGGUGUAUCCAGACAGGCCUAGGUGAACCAGAAUGGUAACGGGAAGGAGAUAGUGUGGCUUAUACUGAUACCCCAGGUGUGGGUUGUGGGGAAGAAGGGGUGGCAGCUCUGAGCUUAACACAAAGUGGAGUUAGAGGAGGUAACAGGUGGAGGGGAAAGAGACGUGAGAAUUGAACAGGUAGACACAUAAGAACACAAAGACAGAGUGAUGUUGGGCUUUCUGUUACCAGAUAAAAGUAUAGGUAGCAAAGAUUAGGAACGGGGGAAAUAGAAGAAAACAAGAAAAAAGAGAAGGAAAGUAUACAUGGGGAAGGGCAGUAGGAAAGGGAAGGAAGUGUGAAGGAAGAUUGAAUACUGUCAUGACUCAGAUAUGACUGCAGAGAAGAGGAAGGGAGGGCAAAGAAGAACUACAAGGAGAAGGAGAGGGAGAGCACAAAAUUAAGCAUGCUGUAGACAUAUGAAUAGGAAGUCCAAGGCAACUUUGCAUGAAACUAAAGCUGGUUUUUUUCAGCUGUUGGCCUCAGCUGGCACUCGCAUUCUUCCAAGAGGAGUCUGGAAUCUCUGCUUCCUGUGUGCCAGUUGCUCUAGGUCGGAACCAGCCUUUGAAAAGGGAGAAGCCAAAAUGGAAAAGCGAUUAUCCUAUGACAGACGGACAACUCCGCAGCAAGAGGGAUGAGUUUUGGGACACUGCACCAGCUUUUGAAGGCCGCAAGGAGAUUUGGGAUGCUUUGAAGGCUGCUGCGCACGCCUUUGAGAGCAAUGAUCAUGAACUGGCACAGGCCAUCAUCGAUGGUGCAAGCAUCACACUACCGCAUGGUGCACUUACGGAGUGCUACGAUGAGCUGGGGAACAGGUACCAGCUGCCAGUCUAUUGCCUGGCACCACCAAUCAACAUGAUAGAGGAAAAGAGUGACAUAGAGACUCUGGAUAUUCCUGAGCCACCACCCAAUUCUGGAUAUGAAUCUCAGCUGCGUUUGCGCCUUUCCACAGGCAAAGACCUUAAGCUUGUGGUACGCAGCACAGACACAGUAUACCACAUGAAGAGACGGUUACAUGCAACUGAAGGAGUGGAGCCAGGCAGUCAGCGGUGGUUCUUCUCUGGUAGACCUCUCACUGACAAAAUGAAGCUAGAAGAGCUGAAGAUUCCAAAGGACUAUGUCGUACAGGUUAUAGUAAGCCAGCCUUUGCAAAACCCAACACCAGUUGAGAACUGAAUUGAUGCUGUUGGCCGGUGUCCAGGUCCCUCCACUCCUUUUAUUCUUGUCACUUCCUACUCUAUGGCGUGAAACUUAUUUUCACUCCUCUGAAUUCCCUAUGAAUGGAUUUAGUUCUGAGGAAUUAUGAGUGAAAAAUUCCAUCUGUGAUGGAGACCAACAAAAAUAAUAAAACACAAAGAGCCAGCCUUUCAGACUCAUGUAAUUGCAGCCUCUAAUUUGAGAGACAGGAAGUAGAUAAAACCAUUUGUUUUAAAACACUCAACCACUGUAAAAUGCCUGUAUUCAAAUGGUUUGGACUGUAAAUGGAACAUUGCCCAUGAAGAGCAGCACCAAACACCUUUUGAAUGCAGUGUUUAAAAAAGAGAAUCAAAUUACACAAUUUUAAGAAGCCAAUAGUUACCAACUAAAGCUUUUAAAAAUGGAAUCUAGGAAGAGCUAUGUGUGAGUCUGGCUUCUGUUCUGAGUUUUGAUCUCAGUAGAGCUUGGCGACCUGUGUGUCAGUGUUUCUUUGCUCACCUCCACAUGUUGAGCUCCUUGUUUACAGUCACACUAAAUUUUGGUGCCUUCCAGCACCCUUCUGGCACACUAGGAAGUAAUGGAGCUGACAGUACAUCAUUUCUGGUUUUAAAUUGACAGUCAUUUGAAAUGUCCUUUUUCCUCUUGCUGCAUAGUUAUUUGGAGCACAGCAACCCAGACUGAGAAGGCCACUACUCCCAAUGCCUUCACUGUCUGUGUACUCUGCUUGGACAUUCCACAGCUAACACUGACCCCACAACGCACAGUUCUGAGCCAGGGGAUGCAGGAAUCAGUAAUGGCUGUUCCCAUUGCAGGAUCAGACAGUGAUUCUUCUGCCUCAUUUUGCAGGAGUGUAAGGAAAACCAUUCUGUGUGGACCAGAAAAACAUUCUGUAUUUUAGAGAGAAUUUUACCUCAAAAUUUUCAAGUAUGGGCCGGGCACCAGUGGCUCACACCUAUAAUCCUCACUACUCAGGAGGCUGAGAUCUGAGGAUCAUAGUUCAAAGUCGGCCCAUGCAGGAAAAUCCAUGAGACCGCCAGAAAACCCUAAGUGGCUCCGGCUCAAGUGGUAGAGCACUCACCUUGAGCUGAAGAGCUGAGGGACAGCACCCAUGCCCAGAGUUCAGGCCCCAUGACCAACCAAAAAAAAAAGAAGUCAAGUAUGAAAGGUUGAUUGGUGUCACCUAAACAUUGGCAGUGCUGAUACAUGUUAGUCAUGUCCACGUCAUGUCCAGUCAGAUGGCACUCUUCCUCAUCUUUUCCAUCAAAGAGGCAAAUUAAGGACCAUCUGCAGAGUAGCUUAGAGGCCUAAAAGGUACAGCAGGAUGAACUGAUUCUUGGUAGUAUGACUGCCUGUAAAGCUGCCAGAGGUUCUGUUUUACUAUGAGAAGAGAGUAAUAACACUUUACUACCUAGGACCCUGAGAAUCUCAGAUGGAAAAGUAGAGGGAAGAAGGCACUGCACGAUUCUCAGUGGGAAAAUAUUAAACCUCCACAUCUAUUUGAACAUAAAACUGCUGAUUAGUCUAAAUAUAUAAUGUUAAAAUGGCAUUAAAUUUCCUAUAUUCUGAUUCAAUGUAUCUGUAAUUGCAGUUUUUCAGGUCAGAGAGCUUUUACCUGCUUCCCUAUUCUGUUCCAUUGUUUUAAAGACUGUGGCUUCAUCUAAUUAGAUUUGUUGAUAAUCAAGUGUAACUUCAAAACAAGAGGCUGGAGAUGUAGCUCAGUGGUAGAGCACCUAAUAGCAAUGUACAAGGCCCUGGGUUCACUCCCAAGCACCACCAAAAAAAAGUAAAUAAAUUCAGGCAAAGAUAGCAUUAAUUCCAAAGGAGAGUUUUUCUAUUUAGAGGUGCAGGUACAAGGGUAUUUCAAUAUAUUGCCCUGUUAUCAAAAGGGUUUUGUUCAUUUGUGUGCCACACUUUCAAAGAUCAUCAACUAGAAGAAAAACUGUUCUGUUUUUUUCUUCGGGAAGAAUGGUUAUGCCAACAAUAAUCCACUGGUUGGUAGAAGGUCUUGUUUGUUGAGGACUUGCCCUCUCUUUAAGAGCUUUUUAUUUUAAAAGAACAUAGGCUUUGAAUAACAGUUUUCUGGGCAUGUUUAACCUGGAUGAGAAAACCAUGGUGCUGUUUUAAUUGUCAAUAGGUCGAUGUAAGAUUGGACCAAUACUUGAUGUGUAUAAUUUUAGUAUGUAGGGUUUUUGUGCUUUUUAAAAAAAAAUGUUCAAUUUU